Molecule: messenger RNA, 632 nt
Organism: Elaeis guineensis (African oil palm)
Lineage: Eukaryota; Viridiplantae; Streptophyta; Magnoliopsida; Arecales; Arecaceae
Source: RefSeq, a predicted model, not a curated record
AUGGCACACAAACAUUGCUUUGAGGUGCUAGACUAUACACUGAGAGACAUAUUGCGGUCUACUUUUCUGGAUAGUCUUAACAAACCAUUUGGUGGAAUGACAAUGAUACUUAGAGGAGACUUUCAUCAAAUAUUAUUAGUUGUGUCUAAAGGCAGGAGAGAAGAUAUAGUAGGCACCUCCACUAAAUCAUCAUACCGGUGGCAACAUUUUGAGAUCUAUCUACUGCACAAAAAUAUGCAUUUGGAAAAUGGUGCUUGCACAAGUUCAAGUGCCGAGUUUGCACAAUGGAUUCUCAAUGUUAGAGAUGGUAAAGAGGCAUCUGAUGUUGGUGAGCAAUGGAUUGAGAUCCCACGUGAAAUUAUGAUGGACCGCAAUUGCAAUGCAAUACAAAAAAUAAUUGAAUUCACUUAUCAAGAUGUGGCCACUAAACUGAUAGAUAAAAACUCAACAAACUCUGGUGAUGAUGAUGCCCUUUAUCCAAUUGAGUUUCUCAAUUCAUUGAAAUUUGCUGGCAUGCCAAAUCAUGCUCUUCGACUAAACAAUGAUGUUCCUAUCAUGCUGCUUCGCAAUGUCAACCAAAGUGCUGGCUUAUGCAAUGGUACAAGGCUUAUUGUAACUCAACUUGGAAAAUG